AUGGCACAUGUAAAUGCACUAACAACAGUUUCUGAGAAAUUUUUUACUCCUUUGACCUCUCUCCAGAUGGCCUCAGUAAAGGUGCAAGCUGAAGAGCCUGAAAACUCGAAAUCAGGGAAUCCUGACUCGACUCGCCGAGCCCAAGACAAGGAAUCGACGAGUCAAAAAAAUGGCUAUUCUUUAAAGCUUUACCGACCUCCUUUGUCAUUUCCGAGUCAAGCCAUACCUGGUGAACAGAUUCUAGAGUAUAAGAAAUUUAUGGAGCAUAUAAAGGCCCUUCAAGUGAAUAUUCCGUUUAUUGAAACGAAACUUCAAAUCCCGAAAUAUGCAAGCUUGUUAAAGAGUCUCUUUACAUCUAGAAAAGAUAUGGCAGAAGUGGCUGAAAUAGUAUGGAAUGAGUUGCCAGCGAAUAGGGGAGAUCUAGGAAGCAUCACGAUACCUUGUCAAUUUGGAAAUAUAACUGCCACUUGUGCAUUGACUGAUUCGGGGGCAAGUAUAAAUAUUAUGCCAUAUUCUUUCUUCAAAAAGCUAGACUUGUCGGACCCAAAACCUAUCCGUAUGACAAUCCAUAUUGCCGAUAAAUCAAUAAUACGUCUAAGAGGAGGGUGCAAAGAUUUUCUCAUCAAAGUUGAUAAAUUUCUUUUCCCUGCUGAUUUCGUAGUGCUAUACAUGGAGGAAGACCUUAAAGUUACAAUUAUUCUUGGGAGGCCUUUCUUGAAUACCGCUUGUGCUAUAGUUGAUGUGUGA
Molecule: messenger RNA, 747 nt
Organism: Lactuca sativa (garden lettuce)
Lineage: Eukaryota; Viridiplantae; Streptophyta; Magnoliopsida; Asterales; Asteraceae
Source: RefSeq, a predicted model, not a curated record